Molecule: messenger RNA, 1326 nt
Organism: Candidozyma duobushaemuli
Lineage: Eukaryota; Fungi; Ascomycota; Pichiomycetes; Serinales; Metschnikowiaceae
Gene: ERG24
Product: delta(14)-sterol reductase
Exons: 1
Coding region: 1-1326 (441 amino acids)
Biological process (GO): ergosterol biosynthetic process
Cellular component (GO): endoplasmic reticulum membrane
Molecular function (GO): Delta14-sterol reductase activity
Source: RefSeq, a predicted model, not a curated record
AUGUCUAAAUUGAACCCCGUCACCCAACACAAAGAGUUCUUCGGCGUUCCAGGCGCUUUGGGUAUCGCCACAUUUUUACCGAUCAUCUUGGUGUUCUUUUACGCCGUGUGCAAUGAACAGUACUCCAUCAAGGGCAUCCUGCUCGAUCUCGACAAAGUCAUUGAGCAGAUCCCCCAGAAUUGGGCAGAGUGGAAGGAAUUAUGUUUUGACUCGACUGUGUGGACGGCUUAUUUGACGUGGUUCUUCGUACUUGCCGUGCUUGAUGUCUACUCCCCAGGCAAGGACAUGGAUGGUAUCGAGCUUCGUGAUGGCACGCACUUGCCAUAUAGAAUCAAUGGUGUCUUCAUGAGUGGAACAUUGAUUGUCUUGCUUCUUGCAAGAUUGUUUGCAUCUCCGGACUACUUCCUUCCCGAAUUACAAUUCCUUUACGACAACCAAGCCAAAUUGAUCUUCGUCACCAUCAUCUAUUCGUUCAUCGUGUCCUUCUUCGUGUACUUUAUUUCAUUCAUCCCAUUGCGUGAAAAAAAUGGUCUCGGUACCAAAGAAAGAAUUCUUUCAAUUAAUGGAAACUCUGGUAACCCCAUUUACGAUUGGUUCAUAGGUCGCGAGUUGAACCCCAGAAUAGGCGCUUGGGAUAUCAAGUUGUUCUGUGAAUUGAGACCAGGCAUGCUUUUGCUUUUCUUGAUUAACUUGUCUUGCAUUCACAACCAGUAUCACAAGUUUGGCAAGAUUUCAAAUUCAUUGGUUCUUAUCAACUUCUUGGAAGCGUUCUAUAUCUUCGAUGGUGUGCUCAACGAAGAGGGCUGCUUGACCAUGAUGGACAUUGCCACAGAUGGCUUCGGUUUCAUGCUUGCUUUCGGUGAUUUGGCAUGGCUUCCCUGGUCGUAUUCCUUGCAAUGUCGCUACCUCUCGUUGGAAGGUAAUGCCGUUGAUUUGACCCCAGUACAAAUCGGCUCCAUCUUGGCACUCAGCUUCUUCGGAUACUACAUUUUCCACUCUGCUAACCAACAGAAGUCUGAUUUCAAGCAAGGAAAGCUCGAUCACAUGAAGAGUAUCUCCACUCCAACGGGAUCUAAGUUGCUCGUCGAUGGCUGGUGGAAACUCUCGCAGCAUAUCAACUACUUCGGCGAUUGGCUUAUUGGGUGGUCAUGGUGUUUACCUACCGGUACCCAGACUCCCUUCACAUAUUUUUACGUGGUUUACUUUGCCACGUUAUUGGUGCAUAGACAAACUAGAGACGAGGCCAAGUGCAGAGCCAAGUACGGUAAAGCCUGGGAGGAAUACGAGAAACAGGUUCCUUACAAAAUCGUACCUUACGUUUGGUGA